AGGGGGCGCCGGCCACCGGUCUGGCUCCGCGCGACUUUCGAGCUCUCCGGCGGCGCGCAGGAUGGCUGAGCGGCCGGAGGACCUGAACCUGCCCAACGCGGUCGUCACGCGGAUCAUCAAGGAGGCGCUCCCGGACGGCGUGAACGUCUCCAAAGAAGCGCGCAGCGCCAUCUCCCGCGCCGCCAGCGUCUUCGUGCUGUACGCCACCUCGUGUGCCAACAACUUCGCAAGGAAGGGGAAGAGGAAGACGCUGAAUGCCGGAGAUGUUAUUUCUGCUAUGGAAGAAAUGGAAUUCCAGCGAUUCGUGGGACCGCUAAGGGAAUCCCUAGAAGCUUACAGGAAUGAGCAGAAGGGCAAAAGGGGAACAUCAGAGCUCAAGAAAAAAGACAGAGAGAAGAAGGAAGAUGCUGAAGACCCUGACAAGAAUCGGGAAGAAGAAAAUGAGGAGGGAGAGAGGAUGGAGGAGGAAGAGGAGGAGGAGGAAACGCAGCAGCAAAAUGAGGUGGAGGAGGAGGAGGAA
Protobothrops mucrosquamatus (brown spotted pit viper) is the source of this 520-nucleotide messenger RNA. It is a transcript of the gene POLE3, whose product is annotated as DNA polymerase epsilon 3, accessory subunit. Lineage: Eukaryota; Metazoa; Chordata; Lepidosauria; Squamata; Viperidae. The annotation marks the transcript as partial. The transcript has 5 exons. Gene Ontology annotation, biological process: heterochromatin formation; leading strand elongation; DNA damage response. Gene Ontology annotation, cellular component: epsilon DNA polymerase complex; CHRAC. Gene Ontology annotation, molecular function: chromatin DNA binding; protein heterodimerization activity. The record is from RefSeq and is a predicted model, not a curated record.